Aquila chrysaetos chrysaetos is the source of this 13710-nucleotide messenger RNA. RefSeq names its product gamma-aminobutyric acid type A receptor subunit alpha4. Gene Ontology annotation, cellular component: postsynapse; GABA-A receptor complex; neuron projection. Lineage: Eukaryota; Metazoa; Chordata; Aves; Accipitriformes; Accipitridae. The record is from RefSeq and is a predicted model, not a curated record. The transcript has 9 exons. Gene Ontology annotation, molecular function: inhibitory extracellular ligand-gated monoatomic ion channel activity; transmitter-gated monoatomic ion channel activity involved in regulation of postsynaptic membrane potential; benzodiazepine receptor activity. Gene Ontology annotation, biological process: synaptic transmission, GABAergic; chloride transport; monoatomic ion transmembrane transport. Bases 288 to 1952 code for a protein of 554 amino acids.
GGAGGAGGGUGAGCGGGGCGGGGGACGGACCGGCCGGCGGGGACCGGCGCCUGUUGCCCCGAGAGAGUUAACGGUGCGGGGAAAGUCGCCUCUCCUCCGCCCGGGCCGGGCGCCUGGCAACCGGGGCGCCGCGCAUGUAGGGCCGCCGGGGGCUGCCGCCGUCGCCGCGCCCCCCCUCCCUUCUCUCCCCUCCCCCCCCGCCCCGCCGCCGGGCCCCGCGUCCCCCUCCCCUCCCCGCCCCGGACAAGGCGUUUAACGUGCCCAGGCGUGAAGUAUGGCAUGCAAAGAUGGUUUCUGCCAAGGAGCCAGCCAUCGCCAUGUCCUCGGGUCUCUCCAUCGCCCUCCUGCACUGCCUGUGCCUGGCGACGUGUCUCACCGGGCCGCCAGGGCAGGGCAAAAAAGAGGAGAAAUUGUGGCCGGAGAAUUUCACCAGCAUCCUGAACAGCCUCCUGGAUGGCUAUGACAACCGGCUGCGACCGGGAUUCGGGGGUCCUGUUACUGAAGUCAAAACAGAUAUAUAUGUCACCAGUUUUGGACCUGUUUCUGAUGUAGAAAUGGAAUAUACAAUGGAUGUCUUCUUCCGUCAGACAUGGGUAGACAAAAGAUUAAAAUAUGAUGGCCCUAUUGAAAUUUUAAGACUUAACAACUUGAUGGUUUCGAAGGUGUGGACUCCUGACACUUUCUUCAGGAAUGGGAAAAAGUCUGUUGCACAUAAUAUGACAGCCCCAAAUAAGCUCUUCAGAAUAAUGAGAAAUGGCACCAUCCUGUACACAAUGAGGCUUACAAUAAGUGCAGAGUGUCCCAUGAGAUUAGUGGAUUUUCCCAUGGAUGGUCAUGCUUGUCCUCUCAAAUUUGGGAGUUAUGCUUAUCCAAAGAGUGAAAUGAUUUAUACCUGGACAAAAGGACCUGAGAAGUCAGUGGAAGUUCCUGAGGAGUCCUCCAGUUUAGUUCAGUAUGACCUGCUUGGGCAUACGGUAUCCACUGAAACCAUUAAAUCUAUUACAGGCGAAUAUAUUGUUAUGACAGUUUACUUCCACCUCAGACGGAAAAUGGGUUAUUUUAUGAUUCAGACCUAUAUCCCCUGCAUUAUGACUGUGAUCCUUUCUCAAGUUUCAUUUUGGAUAAAUAAGGAAUCUGUUCCAGCUAGAACUGUGUUUGGAAUAACAACAGUGUUGACAAUGACGACACUGAGCAUCAGUGCAAGACAUUCACUGCCAAAAGUAUCCUAUGCUACUGCCAUGGACUGGUUCAUAGCGGUCUGCUUUGCCUUUGUGUUCUCUGCUCUUAUUGAGUUUGCUGCUGUCAACUAUUUUACUAAUAUUCAAAUGGAAAAAGCCAAAAGGAAGACAGUAAAAUCACUUCUUGAAUUUCCGGUUGCUCCAAUACAAAGAGAAAGAAGUACAGAAGAGACAGUCAUGAGUACAGAUGCCAAUUCAAACGUGAGGAAAAGAACGAAUGCCACAGUACAGUCUGAAGCUGAUGGUGGGAGCCGAAUUGACACAAGGCACAGCUCCAUCCAGCCUCCCUCUGUAGCUCAGGGGUCUUCUGACAUUACACCCCAUUCCCUUUCUGCAUCAAGUCCCAACCCUUUCACACGCAUCAAUGCAUCAGAGACAUUAUCUUCUGCAAGAGCUACCCCUCCAGCUCCUCCUUCUACCCCAAUUUUAACUGGAUUUGUAUCCCAGCAUGCCACAGCUGGAUCCCCUUCCAUUCAGCACUUGCUUGGAUCUAGACUGGAGCAGAUUCAGACCACCACACCCAAUACAUUAGGAGCAUCUGCAAAGCCAUCUGCUGUCACACCACCUGCUCCCCCCGCCGCCCAUUCUGGCACGAGUAAGAUAGACAAAUAUGCACGCAUUUUAUUUCCUGUUACCUUCGGAGCAUUUAACAUGGUCUACUGGGUGGUGUAUCUAUCCAAGGAUACCAUGGAAAAAUCGGAAAGUCUAAUGUAGUUUUGCUGCUAUGUAGUAGUUCCUAAAUUAUACUCACAUUUGAUGCAGAGUUUCUUCUUUUGAAACUAUUUAAAAAGGUCAAUAAUUCUUAUUUAUAAAAGCUGUGUGCUACUUUCCCAUUGUAAAGGCUGGAGUUAUUGGGGAUAAUUAGUUAACUCCUACCAGAGUAAUGGGUAACAGAUUUGUCUUCCUCCCUUCAGCUAGCAGUGAACCAUCACUCUCUUCAGACAGACUACUCUGGCUACACAGAACUUGCCUUUGGGAGGAAUAUGCACCUGAAACAAAUCAAAGGCAGAGGUGCACAGCUGUGCAGUGGAACACACCUUGACUGCUAGGAAUAUGCAUGUUGAUUACUACAAAUCCCUGAGGCACCCAGCACUGCUGUCUGGACACAGCAUUGCAUUCUUGGAGUGCAAGGUCCAUGUCCUGAAUAUUUUGACAGUGCUUGCUAGACAAGGACUUUCCCUGCUAGAUUAAAAUUGGCAAAAUGAGGGGGAAGAAAAUGAACAGUGGGAAAAGAAAAGAGAGUCCAGCCUGGGAGAGUGCAACUCCAGAAAAGUUAUGCAAAGGAGUUGUAGAGCUCCGUAUAUUUUUACUAAGCAUUAUUUUGCGUUGCAACCUGGGAAAUUCUCACUCCAAAAUAAGAAUGAGUGAACAUUGUAAAAUCUGAAAUCCGAUGUAAUUCUCAAAAUUGGAGGUUUUUGUUUGGUAAGGUGAUCUUAAGUGUGUGAUUCUUCUUUGACCUUGCUGACCAGCUUGAGUGGAUUUAUUCCUAAAUUACAUCCGUUUUGGUAGAUGAGGACCAGGCCCACAAUGUUCAACUUUUUAUUUGAAUUCUUUUUUCUUUCUUUGGAUGCUUUGUUGGGUUUUGUUGUUGUUCCCUCCCCCAUUUUUCCGUCACGCUCCUCUGAUUUCCUUUGAACAUAUAUUUCCCCACCACCACCCCUUAUAUAAUGUUUGAGUCAAGUUAAAUUUUCAACACAGUUUUAAAAGUGGCUUCAAAAUUAAGCAAAACAAAUUUUCCUGUGCUUUGAUGAGCAUGGCUAUGGCACAUCUUUGAGUGAAUGAGAGACACCCUUUUGUGAAGGAAUGCUGUGACAUAAAUAAGAAAAGAAAAUUUCUAGGUGGAGCCUGGGGAAAAAAAGUUUGUUUAUGAUCUGUUUGUUUCUCUUAAGCUAUGGCAUAGAUAGGCACUUUCCUUAGUGGCUCAAAUUGCAAUAUGCAAGCAGGCAACUUUAUUAAAGAAUUGAAUAGUUUAAACCUGAUAGAAACCUUCAUCAGAAAUGUUCUUUUCACCAGAAUGGGUGGAAGAUAUGCUGGCAAUAAAUCUAAAAAUGUUUGUCCAGAUCCAUCUGGCUAGGCAAAUGGUUAGCAUUUCUGCGCAGGUGACAAGUAAAAAUCAAAGGCCAAAUUCUCAGCUGUGAUCUGGCUGUGCCUGGGUCUGGACUAAUGCUUAGCUUCAGUUGAUUGGAAUAGCAGAUUGGUAGCCUAUUGUCAAAGGUUUAUGCUGGGGGGCAAAUCAGGUGAGUGUUGAAUGGUUCUGUGUCCAGGUAAUGAUCAAGUGACUGAUGGAGACCACAAGCAACUGGGGUAAUUGAGGACAUGCAUAAGACUGCCUUAGACUAUGUUGGGACAAGAAUCAGAGUAAAAAGGCCCCAUAAUGGUGAAACUAUGUCUGUAUCUUUGUGCCUCUUUCUGUCUCUCCAAACCUUUUAGACAGUUCAUGGCCGAGAAGCUGACCUUUAACGUACGGGACCUGGGAGACUGCAAGAGAUGUGUACUACAGCAUGUAGUAUGGAUCCCAGGCUGCUAUUUUGUCUAUAGCAUUGGAUUGUCAAUGAUAGAAUACACAGGGUGUGGGAAUGUCUUACAUGACUUUAUUAUGAUGUAGUGAUAUAAACAGUUACCUUAGUCUUUUUUUUGCUUAAGUGAUGCUCUCAAAAGGCCAGGUGUGGUCCUUUCCUUUUUGUCUUUUACAUCUAGAAGAAGUCUGGGAUUACAACAGUCCUUAGAAAACCAUUACACUUGCCAUAGCACAGAACUGGAGAUGGAGCACCCAUGCAAGAUGUCUAUCUGCAGUAAUUUGCAUCUUUGCAUGUAUCUCUAGUUGCUGUAGCUGUUUCUUCCCUAAUUUGGUCACAUUGUUGCAGAUUGUCAGAAUAGAAGAUAGUAUACAAGAGAUUGUUUAUUAAUUUUGUUAAACUGGAAGAAACAAAGCUAAUCCUAUGGUAAUUAUUGAUCAUAAUUGCACAAACGAUAAAGUAUUUCUAGUAUGAAGAAUGAUGGCCUUCUGUGUUAAGAGCCUAGUGUUUGCACCAGAAGUUACUGAAAUGACUCUUUUCUGUCCUCUCUGAUGAAAACCAAGGAUGUUUUCUCUCAGGCAGAGCUUUAAACUAUUCACUAGAAACAGCUGUCUCUUCCUUCCACCCAUCCCCAUAUAAAGAUUGUAUAAUCAGCUUUCUCAGUGCAUUGUUCAGUAGGAUCAACACUGGUUCAGGCUGUUUGACCGAGAUCAAUCUAAAUGUGCUACUUGGAUUCACUUUGUAGUUCCUGUUUCACUUUAAAGACUUAUAAGGAGGAAAAAAGGAUUGCAAAAAUUGAUAGAUUCCAAAUAUUUAUUUCUCUGCUUCCAUUUUGGAAGAAAUUUUUAGUGAUACCCCAAGAAAAAAAAAAUAAUCUAUUUUUAAUCUGUCAAUGUAUUUCUGAAGCACCUUCCAACACUUGCAUCCCUACAUUCAAAAUGAGAUAUAUAUAAAAAAAAAAUCUCAUUAUGAGUCUAGGACUAAUUUAUUGUACUGUGCUACAUUUUUGUGUUACAGCAUAUGAAGAAAUUACCAUAAAUAGCUUUCCAAAGUACCUACAGACAAUGUAAAUAGGAAUUUAUUGUUAACAUUGGUUCUUCAUUAUAUUUAAUCUCCUUGCAGAGUGAUCAGAAACAGUGAAGAGCUUGCAGUAUACUCAGUAAUACUGGCAGGUUCUGAAUACUGUGUAAUUCAGAAGCACAAACAAAGGCAGGAAUAUACUAAAUAUAGUGGCCCAAAUGUUCAACACUGCUAACUAAAAUCCUAAGGGAGAAUGUUGCAGGUGUCAUUUCAGUGACCAAAUGGCUUAUUAGGCAUGGGUUUGUGUGAGAUGAACUCUACAGGAGCUAUUUUUAUUUUUUUUUCUGCUGGCUUUGUCGAACAAUUUUUUCUUUUUUUUUUUUUUUUUUUUUUUUUUGACAGAACCAUACUGAUUUAAAACUAACCAAACACUUCAGAUAAGUCAUCGCUAUCAACAGGAAAGGAAACUGGAUAGAAAGCCAAAAACCCUUACCAGGAAACAGAGAUAGAUCUCCACUGACUGCUGUUUCCUCGGAGACAUUGUUACCAACAACAAAACUCCCACAGAUUGCAGUGAUGCAGCCCCAACCACUAACACAGUCAUUUGAGAAAACCAGUUAAAAACUCAGUUCAGGAAGAUUGCCUUCACAGGAACUGAAGUGAAUCUUAUAGUCAAUUGUGAGCAAGGUCAAAUUUCUAUCAGCCCGCUAUUAACAGGUUUCACUGCAAUUGCAAAAAUAAUGAAGCCGAGCAAGGUGGCAUACCUAGACCCCAACCCUCCAUGGUGACCUGAGCACUUAGAGCUCAUCAGCAGAACUGGAGUCUGUUUCUCCUCCUAUAAAAUGGACUUGUCUCCAUCAAAUGGAUGUUGAUGGCAUAUUUCUUCUCCCGCGUGUCUUUUAAGUGGAAAAAAAGUAGACUUUGUAAAGUGUUUAGUCAUCUGUUCUAGAUUACUCUGUGACCAGGCAAGUAGACCAUAUGAUAAUUGAAUGAAAGAGGUCAAUAAUUUAAUAAGAAACAUGAUUAGAGCUUUUCUAUUAACGAGGGCUAAAAGUUAUUGAUUACAGAGUGUUGAAGUGUAGCCUUUGGCAUCUCAUCAUUUUUAUUGUUCAGGAUGGACCUUGCAAAAAAUUGGGGAAACCAAAUAACUCUAUUUAAAUAGGACUUAACCAGUAUUUCUACAGAAAAGUGAAUGACCUCCGCUUUUCCAUGUGCACAGAAUUCUGUCUCCUUCCACUUCUUGCGUACCUCCUGUAUGUCAUUUGGCCGCGGUGUACCUUACGCUGUAGUACAGUGUCUGUGUGCCGUGUGAGAACAUCAGAGUAUACAGUGUUUAUUUAUCCAGUUUAUCCAAAGCCAUGUCCCUUGUGCUAUUGGAAGUGGAGGGAAGGCCAGAAUGGAAGAAAUGACCACACAGGUUGUGUAAGAGACACAUAUUGGCCACCUGGGACAUUUUCCCAUAGAUGCUACAGGAGGUUUCCUAGGAGAAUCUUUCUCAGUGUGAGAAGCUGGAGCAUGCUUUCUCCUGUAGCACACUCUCCCUCUGAAUCCCCAAAACUUCCAAGAGAUCUGUUUAGAAGACAGAGUAGAUCAUGGACUUUGCACACCAGGCUCCAGAACUUUUGCUUGACCCAAAAGAUUUAGGAGGAAAGAAAUUUUGGUGAGUUUUUCCUUGUCUUCCUGGGACUUGCCAGUACAGCUUGACUGCGCUAAAAUAGAUAGGCGUUGUGUGGCUAGCACUGUUGUGAAUUGCAGUACAGACAGCUGACAAAAAAUUUGCCUGUGGUUUUAUUUAAUCCUAACAUGGAAUAACAGAUUAGGAAAAAGGCAACUGUAGUGUUGAGAAGCCUAGGUGAAGUAUAAUGUUUACUGAUGAUUUGGAUAAAGCCAAGGAUGAUCAAAGUUGUAGAAAUAUUACAGAACUGCAGAACUAUGUGGCCGUAAGUUUGCGGCAGGUCGGUGGGAAGUGGGGAGAAUAGGAGGUGCUUUUCUUCGUGGUCUGCCAAGCAUAAAGCAGUACAGCAUAAAGUUGGAGGAGCAAAACUCUAUAAAUAAAAUUUCACUGAAAAUCCAAAGGGUAAACAGCCUUAUGGGGGUCAGUAUUAACCACCCCCCCUAAACCCCCCAAAACUAGGAAAAAGUCCAGGAAAAAAGAAACCAGUUAAGUGACAAUAGCAUCUUUUCUCCCCAAAUACAUUUUUUUUUAUUUUUUCAAGACCUUAUAUUUCUUUUACUGUGUGAUUCCAAGGUAAGUUACUUAUAUUUAUAUUGUUGUAAGGACCUGUACUGGUAUCCACUGAAAUCAGUACGUGUUUUUCAUUGACUUUGAUGCACUUUAAACAGGAAGUUUACUGGAAGGAAAAAUGCACCAUUUUGAAAGUCUGAUAUGCGUUAAUUUGUACAGUCUUCAUUUGUAGGUCUCUUCUUGGAGUCAAGAUGUAGCUUUUUUUGGAGUAUGAGUGUGGUGAGCAGUUUCAGCAUGUUCUGAGUAAAUCAGACUCUGAAAGUAAGUUUUUGGCACAUCCCAAGCAGGUGAGAGUAGCGUGAAGUACAGAGCACUCUGGAAAGAUCUUUCUUUGCUAAUGUUACGGUCUGUGCUCUUAACUGGAGGGAACAAAAAAUGCAAUUACUGUAAAAUUGGUAGAAUUUGUAAAACAUAUUUGGUUUUCACAUGAAUUAGACAAUGCGGUAGGUAUUUAUUUCAGAAUUGGGUAACAUUGCCUUCUGGUCUGUAACUUAGUGCAUCUACAAAUAUCUCUUAGACUUUCUUAUGCCUUUUAUGUUAUUCCACUAAAAAGGACUUCAAAGCAAACCAGUUACUAUCCACUGCCGUUCACUACAUUUUUUGGUCAUAAUUCUAUUUUCAUUUUGUUGUGCAAGAGAAACUGAGAGCGUGAUGGCUUCUUUAAAAUAAAAAUAACAUCAGCAAAAAUAAAAAGCUUUGGAGAUUCCCUUUUUAGAAAACCAUCCAAACUCCCAUCAAUUACUGAAUGCUCUUUUUAAAUAAUAGCAUAGUUUUAGCAUUUAAAAAUACUAAUGUGAUCACAGCCUGGAUACAUAUAUAUAUCUAUCCAUUCAAAUAGUAUGAAUUCCCUGAAGUGUAAGGGAGACAGGCUCAAGAUGCACUUGCAAGCAGUCUUGUUUUGAAAGAUUACCUUUCUGGAUGGAAAGCACUGUGUGAGGUAGGUUUUUUUUUAAUUAUUAUCAUAUCUCUAUUUUCAAGAAAAAGAUCCUGAGGAAAAAUACAGUACUACUGAAUUUAACCCUCUACUAGCACAGAGAUCUAGGUUAUUUCCUGCUGGUGAUCUUCCUGUUGAUCUCCUUCAACAUUUGGUGUGUGUUUUUGUGACUGUUGUAGCCAUGUUGCUGUUAACUGACGUAGCACUCUAUGGGUGAUCUGAUGGCAUAAAGAAGCAUUUAAAGGAAUAAUAAUUAUUUGUGAAUAUGUUUUCAUCCUUGAUAAAACUUAACUGGAGGUUUGUAGAAGCAGGUGGCAGUAUGAAGCACGCAGCUGGACUUCUGAGCUUGAUGUAUUACAAAAUUUAGUCGAGUACUGCUUUGUCUUGCCUCAUCAUCUUGUGCUGGUGGCUAAUCUCCAUGGUAAGUAAAGAUGCACAAGGAUGGAGGACUUGGAAGUCAAGAACACGUACAAGUAUUUCUUCAAAGUGCUUUCAAAGUAUGAGAUAGUUAACCUUGUUACUGACAGUAACUUUGCAGUCUGCUUUACGUUUGCAAGCUUGAAAAGCUCCUUGUCUGCUAGAAUGUACCAAGUCAUCAAAUGAAUAACAACAUACUUUUCAUAAAUAGAUGAUUCUGUAUGUACAUGCAUUUCAUUUUUUAUUAAUUUGUGGCAACAGUCUCUGGCACCAGACCAGUGUUGGAGAUUUGAAGAGUUUCAGAUAACCAGAAUUCUUGUAGAAUUACAUAAAAAUACCAUGUUGUCUCAUAGAUGCAUUCCUUUGCAGAUCAAUACCAGCAGCACGUUCAUGGUGGAAAUGAAUCCACUUGUGCAAAAUCCUGGCCUUGAGUAUUUAACCUGUAUUUGAAGGGCUCAUGAAGCAUAUGGGGCAGGGCAGGACUUUGGACACAUUUGCUUUAAGAGGCUUCUGGAUUGGAGCUGGCUUAUGUCCUGCCAUUGUCUGAAGCAGUCUGCACCAGACAGACCACAAGCAGAAUCCAUGGUUUUGGGUUUGGUUUUUUUUUUUUUGGGGGUGGGGUGGGGGUGUGUGUGUGUUUGGGGUUUUUUGUUUGUUUUUUUAAGACCAUGAUUACUCUACCAUAAAACUGUAUUACCACUGAAGGUAAUGCUCCCACCUUCUUCCUUACUGUCUUGCUUUGUGUGGGGAGAAGUAUUUGUGUGGUCAUGGUGAGCUGGCCGAAAUAAUUUGUCUAGCUAAAAACCAAGUUUGUCUUGUUGUCUUUUGGCUGGUUAGUAACCAGUGGGAUCAGUUCUCUGAUCAGGCUCCUUGUCUUAGUGCUGGUACAAAGGAGGUGGUGAGGAGGCUGGGAUUGAUGUUUUGAGCUGGGUUAAAGCUGGUGUGAAACCACAGCCUGAGAAUUCUCAUCCUGCCUCCACUGGCAUUAAAAAAAAGGUGCUCUCAGGCUUUUUCGAACCUCAGGUGCCCUCUGUAGUAAUUUUUCCUCCACAAAGGUGAUUUCGUGAAUUACAUCAAUGACAAAUAAUGGACAAAAAAAUAGAAAAUGCAGGCCAGAAUUUAUGAAAGAGCCCAAAUCAAUAAAGUUAUUUGAAGAGAGAGAAAAGGAAGAGAAGGGAAAACAUGAGUAAGGAUGAAAAAUUAAUUUCUUGCUACCAAGCAGUUAUUUUAAGAUAUGUCCUAUUAGAGGUACUAGAACAGCAUCUGGCAGGAAACAGCCUAGAAAUAAUUAUUUCUUCAUUAUAAGUAUAAUGAGAAAGUAAUAAAGAAAAUAAGUUGCUAAUGUCCUCUUAGAAACAUUUGUGUUCCAUUGAAGUUGUUUUCAUUAAAAAAAGGGUAUUUUCAUCAUCAGCCAGGAAGAAUUGGGAGACAGAAUGGUAAGGGAAAAAGAUUGUUUUAUUAAGUAUUACUGUUUCCCUGUGGUUUAGAGCAUUUCUCAACCAAAAAUGUAAACAGUAACAUUUUUUUUUUAUCUUUUGGGGACUCCAUAUAUUUAAUUUUCAGUAAUGAAGCACUGUGGAACUUAAAGCAUUUAACUUACUUUAUGUUUAAGAGACUGAAUACAGAGAUUGCUGCCUCUGAUUUAAUUCAGUUAUAAAAGGGGGAGGGCAGAAAAGAAAAAAGCUUUUAUUACACUAACAGCCAGUUUUUAGAAGUAUGAUGCCUUCCUGCUAAAUCUGAAGACUUCACUCCUCUACCUGAAUUCAUGGGAACUUUUUAGUACUGAGCAUUUCUGAUAAUCCAGUCAGUACUACAGCUUGUGGGCUGUGGCUGCAUUUAAGGUAGACAUGUCUGAAAAUGUACAUCCACAACCUCGGCACUUGCACAAUGUGGAUCCCAUGAAAGGCAAAGAUGCGUCUGUAACCCACUGUAUGGGUCCGUGAGAGCUGUUAUGUUGAUGUGGGAGAAGUUAGGAACCUAUGGUUAGAAAUAGAGGGGAGGAAGGAGAGUGAGACUGCCUCUUUCAGAGACAGUGCAGAUCUUAUAUUGAAUUAAGCCACUUAUGAAAAUGCCCUCUACUCUCUUUUCCAAGUAAGCAGCUUAGGUACCAGCUGAGUGCAGUGUGGAAUUCAACACCGACUGCGAAUCCUGCCCGAGGAUCAGCACAAAUUAAUCUGUCCUCAGGUUUCUGAUGCAGUGACUGGAAGACUGGAAAGACGUGAGCUAGCAGCUGCUGCCAGCUGGGAUGCAUCCAUGUUGCUGUGCAUCCAAACUGUACCAUGGGGCAUCAGGGUCCUCGGAGCACAGGGGUGGGAUGGAAAAUGCUUUCUUGGAGUACAAAAUAGGGCAGCCUGAAGCUGAAGAAAACUCUUCCUUCAGCUCAGCACUGCUGGUACUCACUCUAACAGCACUGAACAUCCCAAAGGAGGACCAAGGUAUAUUGCAGUCUUGUCUUCUCCUUGCAUGUCUGCUAAAUGCUCUGAUAUGGAGAGUGGUGGGAGUGACAAGUACAUGUAUGGUAAUGAAACAGAGCAUGCUUAGUGCUGCUGCCUGGUAAGUACUCACAGUCUCAUGCCAGCAGUUUGUGGGCCUUCCCAGAAGCAGAACUGCAUCGCUGAAUUUUUGUAGGUACAGUUGUUAUGCCCCUACUACUUCUCCCGCAGCUUAAACAUUGGAAAAGGGGUUUUCUCUAUGACGCUCAUUUCUCUGUUUUGUUGUGUAUUUGUGAAGAAGAAAAUCAAGCUGAAUUUUUCUCUAGUUCUGUUUGUUUAUUUUUUUAAAAAAAGAGGUUUCCUCACCUGCACACAUGGAAAUCACAAGCUCUGUUGCAAACUUUGGGAAGGUAGCAAACACUUCUAAGCCAACUUCUGGAGACUCUCUAUGCUUAUUAAAAAGACAGCAUUUGUUUUCAAGUAAAAUCUCUCAUUUGGAGAGUAUUUAGUUACAACUUUUUAAAUGAGCUGUAGUUUAUCAAAAUAUUUUCUCUGUACUGAAAAUGUGAAUUUUAUUUGUAGCCAUUUCACGUAGGAAGGUAAGACACAAUGAAUGUACGUGGGUUUUCUGUUAAGCUAGUUAAUAUAUGUCACAGUACGAAAGAUGCUUAGCUAAGUAUCCAUUUCAUAAAUACAUGGAUUGUAUUUUUUUUUUCUUUUGAGAAUAUGGAGAUCAUAUGUAAACGGAAGGUGGGUGGAUUUUGUAGAGAGAUUUAAAAAGGCUACUUCUCACUUCCUAUCUUGAUAUCAUAUGCAUAAACAUAGUGAAACCAGGUAAGAGAAAAUACGUGAGUAAAAGACAAGACCUUCUUUGAUCUUCACACUCUCGAUUUUUCUUACUAAGUACGCGAGUUAACAGCUUCCCUAUACGCUUCCACAUCUUCCCUCUGCUGUGCCGUGGGGGGAGUGCAGGAGGCAACGCCUUUUCAAACAAGACCUAGGAAUUUUUAGGUUCCGUUCAUCAGUCCAGUCAGGAAGGCACUCGGUCAGUGCUGGCCUUGCUGAGUUAGGAACGUGGUUUCGUAGGUGUAAAUUUAGUCCUGAUGGAGCAAUCUGUUCAGCAGGAGAAGGUAUCCCAGUUCUGGGUAAGAACAGCUGAGGCUGGAGACCAUUAGGCGUUUUGCUGAGGUAAGCCGUAAGAGUGGAAUUAGGCUUGAGAGCUGCUCAUUAGCUAUUUAAAACCCCCUAAGUGUACAAACUAAACCCACGCUUCAGCGUGUCCUGCCACUUUUGCGCUGUUUUGAUUCGGUCCGGACCCGUCCCUGCCUUUGCUGCCUUGCCUCGUGGCUGAGGUGGGGGGCGGCCGCGGCUGGGGCGGCGCAGGAUUCGCACGCCUGCCCCUCGGCUGCGCGCCCGCUCUGCGCGGAGCAUCACCAGGGUGGGCAGCGGAGCCUCGGCAUGUGCUCGUGCCGGUGGCAGAUGAAACCUGACAGUCGAGCAGCGUGGGUAGGGUUGGAGUACUGAAGCGGUGGUCUUUAAAGAUUGUUGCGUGGGUUUCAAGAUCCGUUGUUAGUGCUGUGGCAUAAAGCACUUCGGAUGCUUGAAGUACAAGUUGGUUGUAGAGCAGACAAAAGAUUUUCUGGUUUCUACAUUUUCUGGAUGAGUGCUAGCACUGCCAGCCUGCUCGUGCUGUGUGCUGCUGUGACAAGGGCCGUUUGACUUGGAUGUAUGUGAAGAGUGUUGCAUCACUAGCAAAUACACAGAGCAGUGACAGUAUGUUAAAAGCCUGGCUGCAGACACAGUAUUUACUUGCUGGUAAUAAGUAAAUAAGCCCCCAAUGUUUGCCCCAAGUUCCUGUUUCUCCUUACCUUUACCUACUGCCCUUGCGCUCUGCCAAUCCUGCCAGUUUUGAUAUCCCAAAUUGCUGAGGCACUUCUGUGAGCUGUGAAAAUUGGUCCAUCUAACAAAUGAUGUGGAACGUCCUUUCUUUCGCUGUCUCAAAUCACAGUGGUCAGAGAGGCAGGCUGGGGGAUACUGCUGUGCUAAUUCAAAGUGUAAUAGCUGUACCACCUGAGGAACCAAAAGAAAAAGGAAAUUUCUACAUGAUGUGCAGCAGCUGCUAUAGCUGUGUGUUAUUUUUAAGCCGAAAAAAGUAAAAAGCAAGAAGAUGGUAUUUACUGGUGUUUUAAUUAACUGUAAGCUUUUCUUUUCCCGUGAAGCCCUGUCCAUUGUAACCAAAGCAUUAGGGUUUAAGCUUAAACAUUGUAAGGAAUACUCCCAGUGAAAAAUAUGAAGCUUCUUGAAGUAUUUUUAUCUUUGUUUUCUGUAAAAGCCGUGGCAUGCAGAAAAUGCACACUAAAGCAGCAUAAUAGAAAUGCUUCUUUAACACCCUCUUAGGAAAGUCCCAAAUCCCCUAACUUCUCUGUCAGUAAUUUACUACUACUGCAAUAUGUGACUGUCCUAGAUGCAUGUUGCAAGAGUUUCUGUGCCAUGCCAAAUUCUGAUGUUUAUCCCUUUUGUAUUGACUCAUACAUGGGGAAAAAAUGAAAGGAAAUCAAAGCAAGGGAAGCAUUGGAGUUGAGUUUUUACACUGUUCUUUGUGCACUUUUUUGUUGCGUGGAACAAUGUGGCUGGGAGGACUGGAAGAAUCAGAGGUUAACUAGAUUAUUUGAAUGCAUAUAUUCAAUGCUGGUCACCUGACUAUACUAACAAACUUAAAAGGUGGUUUGAUAGCUGUCAACUUGUUUUGCUAUUGUGCAGCUUAACUGUUACCUUCCUGUAUUAUGAACAUCUAUGUAUUUGGAAAAUAAAUCCAUCUUGCAAGAAAGAUUGUGCAAAAAAUUGUUCCUAUUAUACUCCAGUGUAUAUUGCUGAUGUCAAAUAAAAUACAAUUGUGAGAGUUCUUAAA